Molecule: messenger RNA, 796 nt
Organism: Tribolium madens (black flour beetle)
Lineage: Eukaryota; Metazoa; Arthropoda; Insecta; Coleoptera; Tenebrionidae
Exons: 3
Coding region: 166-483 (105 amino acids)
Source: RefSeq, a predicted model, not a curated record
UCCGGGUAAUACGACCGUGGAGAUUGAGGCCACGGAGCCCGGAGUGGGGAACUGAACCACUGAACCAGUCAGCUGCGAAGUGCGACGACUAUCGGGCGUUUUGUGAGCCCACCAAACAUUUACACCAAAAUGUGUUGAGUGAAUAAUCAAAACGUGAAUUAAACAAUGGCUGAGUUAAAUCUAGACCUGGAGCAAUCGCUCCAACUAAGAAUGGCACAAUUCAAAAGCGAUCCCGAAAAAAUGCAAGACGUUAAUGACUUUUUAAACGAGCUCUUCGAAAAAGCCCAAAAGGAGGCCGAGCACAGGAACGGAACAAAGGGUAAAGGAAAACUGGACGCUUUAGGCAUACAGAAUGGGACUAAGCGGAUUGGGGCUUGGUCGAAUCGGGCUCGCUCGCAAGCUCGCACAUUCGCCACCAGGAUAUUUACGACAAUUUGCAACUGCACGAACUCAGUUCGUAGCGUUGUCGUAAAUCGCAACUAAUCUAAGUUGAUGGAUCUGUGUUAUGUUUAUCUGUGUUGAAGAGAUGUUUGUGUUGCAUAUAUGUCAAUCAAAAUUACUCUUCCCUUUUAUUUUUUUACCAAAUAGGGAGCGAAGAAGACUAACGCACCGUUGUUUUCAACUUUUGAGAUGUUUUUACAAGAAUUGACCAAUUGGAGCUUAUUUAAUACACUGGCGGACACGGAAUUUUGGACAAAAAUGUAAAACGCGCCUUAGGCAACUAACCUCACUUUUUGUAAUUUUUAUCCUAGCUAGAGAAAAAAUGACAACAAAUCAAAAUAAUUCAUUGAAUUUA